AUGGCGGCCGGAGCGGUUUUUCUGGCAUUGUCUGCCCAGCUGCUCCAAGCCAGGCUGAUGAAGGAGGAGUCCUCUGUGGUGAGCUGGAGGUUGGGACCUGAAGAUGGCACAGCUCUCGAUGUGCAUUUUGUAAGCGCUUUGGGGCCACUAUCAAAUGCUGUGAAGAGAAAUGUACCCAGAUGUAUCAUUAUCCUUGUGCUGCGGGAGCCGGCUCCUUUCAGGAUUUCAGUCACAUCUUCCUGCUUUGUCCAGAACACAUUGACCAAGCUCCUGAAAGAUCGAAGGAAGAUGCAAACUGUGCAGUGUGCGACAGCCCGGGAGACCUCUUAGAUCAGUUCUUUUGUAUUACUUGUGGUCAGCACUAUCAUGGAAUGUGCCUGGAUAUAGCGGUUACUCCAUUAAAACGUGCAGGUUGGCAAUGUCCUGAGUGCAAAGUGUG
Molecule: messenger RNA, 439 nt
Organism: Gorilla gorilla gorilla (western lowland gorilla)
Lineage: Eukaryota; Metazoa; Chordata; Mammalia; Primates; Hominidae
Product: B melanoma antigen 3-like
Exons: 4
Coding region: 1-330 (109 amino acids)
Source: RefSeq, a predicted model, not a curated record